Hypanus sabinus (Atlantic stingray) is the source of this 7747-nucleotide messenger RNA. It is a transcript of the gene ism2a, whose product is annotated as isthmin 2a. The coding region runs from base 502 to 1962 and encodes 486 amino acids. The transcript is spliced from 6 exons. Lineage: Eukaryota; Metazoa; Chordata; Chondrichthyes; Myliobatiformes; Dasyatidae. The record is from RefSeq and is a predicted model, not a curated record.
UUGACCUUUCUCCUCUCGCCUCUUGCUCCUUAAAGCAUUUAAGUCUUUCUUCCCCCGCCCACACGUCACUAAAACCUUUGACGUCUGUCUGAUCUGGACUUCUAUUUAUCAGCGGGUCGGAGGCAGAGCGAAGACGGACGGCCGGGGAGAGAAUAUCCGUGCGCCGAGCGGAGAAGGAGGGAGUAGGAGCGAGAGUCAAGCGCCUGUCCCGGGCAGCGAAAGUACUCCAGGAGGUUUGGGUAGCGGAUAUUAGUGGCAGGGCGCAGACCGAAUCACCUUCUGUCCCCGCACACCGACACGCGGUGUCUUGUCAAUUACCGGACCGCCACUGAACCGUGCGGUGGAGGAGGAAGCCAGGCUGAGCCAAAGAGGAUUUCCCAAAAGCGAACUCGGCGUUGAAAACCUACCGUCGAGGGACUCCCCCCUCCCUCCGCCCCUCCCCGAAUUUAAUCCGACACCAAAAAAUCCGCCGCGCAGACCCUCACACUCCGGGGCGAGGCGAUGCGGCUCGUCAGAGAGUCGGUCCCGCUUCUCUUCCUCGUCUCCCUCGCCGCCCUGUUCGCGCUUCUCAGAGGUGUCCCGACGGGUAAAUACGGCGACCGACGACAGCAGAAGGGAGAGAGCGCCACGCGGGACGCCGGGGCUACGGGUAAGCAGGUGAAGAGCCAUUCGAUUUCAAGGCUGGCCCGGGAUCCAGAGGAGACGGCUGAAGAUAACAAGCUGAAGUCCUGGAAGACUAACAGCCAAGCCCGUCACAAGCGGCGUUGGUCACCCCCAGGACCACCAGACAUCCCGGCACAAACAAAAUACGGGUCUGGCCUGGAGGAGACCAAUCCUUUUGUCCUGGACCUGAAGAACUUCCCCGACCUAACCAAUGCAGACAUCAACGCACAGAAUCCCAACAUUCAGGUAACCAUUGAGGUGGUAGAUGACCCCCAGGCGGAAAUCGAGAUGGAUCUGCUAAAGGGAAACAGGAAUGACUGGUCCAUCUCCUCGGCUGAAUGGCUGUCUCACAAGGACAUCUUCUGGCCCUUGUUUUGGGAAUAUCCGGACUCGUCUGAGAUGGGAAGCUUGGACUCAGCCAACGGGAUGGACGGUGACGAAGAGGAGGAUUAUGCAAUGGAGUACGAGGGGGAGGAUACAUUUCUCAGCACAUUGGAUGGAGUUUGGGAUAGGAACUGGCCAAUACACAAGAGCUGGUCCUCCAAGGAGAAGUUUAACUACGACUACAAGGACGAUGAAGACUGGAGCGCCUGGUCCCCCUGCACGGUGACAUGCGGCUCUGGCAACCAGAAGCGCACCAGGUCGUGCGGUUAUGCCUGCACCGCCACCGAGUCACGGACCUGUGACCUGAUGCGAUGCCCGGGGGUGGAAGAUGAUGUGAGCGCAGCCACAGAAAAACUUCUGGAUGAGAAAGAAAAUGGAACAGAGUUGUUUGACACAGAGGUGGACAGCUGCGAGAAGUGGUUGAACUGCAAGAGCGAGUUCCUGAAGAAGUACCUGACGAAGGCGCUGACUGACCUGCCCAGCUGCCCCUGCACCUACCCCACCGAGGCCGUGUACAGCAUCGUCAGCGUCCGCGAAGAUGGCAAGGGCAGGUUCUUCCGCUGGCGCGACGCCAGCGGCCCGAAGGAGCGCCUCGACAUCUACAAGCCCACCUCCAAGUUCUGCAUCCGCUCCAUGCUCUCCUUCGACAGCGCCACCCUGGCCGCUCAGCACUGUUGCUACGACGACCAGAUGCGGCUGAUAACCCGGGGGAAGGGCGCGGGGGCCCCCAACCUGAUCAGCACGGAGUUCUCGCCCGAGCUGCACUACAAGGUGGACGUGCUGCCGUGGAUUCUGUGCAAAGGGGACUGGAGCCGUUAUAAUGCGGUGCGCCCGCCCAAUAACGGCCUGAACUGUUCGGAAAACCCCUUGGAAGAUGACUUUAUGGCUCAGCUCAAGGAAGCAAAAGAGUAUUGAGAAAAAUAAUUUCAAAAAUGGAUGUUUUUCACUGAUGACAAACCACCUCACAUCUGGUAAUAUCAGUCAGUUUUUACCUGGCAGCCAUCAGUAUUGAUUAGAAACAGUACCGGGCUGGUGCUAACAUUAAAAAAUAUAUAUAUAUAUAUAUUUGCAUAUAACUGUGUUCAUCCAAAGAAAGGGAUCAUUUCUACAACAAGGUGUUGACCACAAGAGGAUAAACUGAGAUAUUGUCACAGAUGUGACUUCCCUGUGUUUUAUUCGCAGCUCUUGUGUGGUACAGCGGGAAGUUCCAUGGUUGUUUCACACUCAGUAACAUUGUCGGGAUCCCACAGUCGGAUUUCCUCGCCCAUUUUCCCAGCAGCUCCGAGACCCGAAAGGUGCCCAUCUCAUCUGCGCUGAGAUUCCAUCAUCCUUGGCUUUCCCGGACCCACUUCACACCAGACUUCUGGAGGAAUAAUCUGCGGGAUCUUCAGCAUCGCUCAAAACCCGCGACUUUCCCCAGCAGGAUUUAAAGCGAAUCUCACUGGAGGGUGGAUGGUUGAGGACACGGGAUGUGCCUCGAUGGGGGAGGAUCUUGAGGGAGCCCAUUAUUACACAAUAGCUCUGUAAACAUCCGUCAAUGUCAGCUGAAAUUCCUACAUUACAGCUGCCACUACAGCUUUGGAAGUAUUUCACUGAAUGUAACCUGCUUUGGGACAUUUGACAUGGUGACGGAUCCAUCUUGGUUUCGGUGCUGCAGCUGCCUUUUGCCAUAAUGGCUGCUUGCUCAAUCAGACUAGUCAGCAUGGUCGUCCUUUCAAAGCAGAGUUCACUAUCUAUAAUUCUCAUAAUUGUGCAACCAAGCCUGAGGAACAACAGGCCCAUGUCCAUAAACCUCUGCACACAAUUGCCAUUUACCUCAGUUCAGCAAACAGUCUAACUCAGCCAAGCCAGGGCCAAAAGUCAAAGGAAAAUCUGACUUCCAGAAUUUCGACUUGUUUUUCUGUUUAUUCCCAGUUUCCAGGGAACAAAUCAAGGGAGUAGCUGCUCCUUUUUCUGGCCUCUUGAGUAUCCAUGAAUCUAAUUGUUCCUUUGGCUUUCAUUCAGUAGCUCAGCUGGUCGAGCAGAGGCCUGCUGAACUAACAUAAUCAUCCUUACUUAGGUCGCUGGUUGGAGUAUUGUGUUCUGUUCUGGUCACCUCAUUGUAGGAAGGACGUGGGAUCAUUAGACAGGGUAGAAUUUAAAGCUUAAGAAAAUCCCUGCUGAAUGAAUGCUGGGGAUCAGGACCAUUAUAGGAAGGAGGUGGAAGCUUUAGAGAGGGCGCAGAGGAGAUUUACCAGGAUGCCGCCUGGAUUAGGGAGCAUGUCUAAAGAGGAAAGCCCUAGCUCACUUCACUCGUACAUCUUUGCAAUGUGGGAGGAAACCAGAGCACCCAGAGGAAACCCACAUGGUCCCGGGGAGAACAUACAAACUCCUUACAGACAGCUGCAGGAAGUGAACCCAGGUCACUGUUGUGGUAGUAGUGUUAUAGUAACCGCUACACUACCACACCGCCCAUAGUCUCAGUUCUACUUCCCCUGUGCCACUCUCUCUGGCCAUCCAACGGUGUAUCAGUGAUAAAGUGCAAACAGCCACCAUUCUCCUGGUAGAAGAGCCCCAUGCAUUCAUAGCCCUCAACUCUCAGCCCUCAGACCCUGACCCUCCUGCCUCCCUGUGUCGACCCUCCCAGCACCUAUAAGGACUAUUCAUUUCAUACAUUCCUAACAUGAAAGUAUAUUUCAGAAUGCAUCGGUCCAAAGUAAAGGAGGUUUUGUUUUUUAUCUAAAUUCAAAGGGGACGCACUAGCGUAGUGGCUAGUGCAAUGCUUUACAGCACAGGUUUGAUUGCUUCUGCUGCCUGUAAGGAGUUUGUACGUUCACCCCGGCUGCUCCAGUUUCCUCCCACAUUUUAACACAUACGGGCCAGGAUUAGUGAGUUGUGGGCAUGCUAUGUUGGUGCCAGAAGUACACACAUUCCUCAAUGAUUUGAAUUGACACAAGACAACGUAUUUCACUGCAUGCUUUGGUGUACAAAUGUCAAAUGAAGCUGGUUUUUAUAGUUUGUAUAAAUGUGAACUGUGGUGAGCACAAAAUGAGACAUGGAAUGUAAUUCAGGAAAUUACAGUUCACUUGAUGGUCCUUACUGUGUCAGAGGGCCAUUGCUCAGUCUCCACUCUAGAUGGCUGUGUGUGAUCCAAGCUGUACAGAGGGAGUGCUGAGCUAUUCGAGGAGUUGCCUCUUGGAUAAUUGGCCCACCUCCCCAUCACUGAAUCCCUACUUGCACCCACAACCAACCUUCAACAUGCAAGAGCUGGCAGGUUGUCCGGGAGUCCUUCCGUUAAAAAGAGUCACAGAGAGUUGUACAGCAGAGAAUCAGGUCACACAGCCCACCACACCCAUACUGCUGAACUAGCCCCAUUCACCCCAUUAGGUAUGUAGUCUCUAUGCCUUGGUAAGUCAGGUGCUUGUCUCACUCUUUCUUUAAUAUUAUGAGGGCACCUUCCUCCAACACCAACUCAGGCAGAGCGUACUGGAUCUCUGUGUGGAAAAUAUCACCUAGCAGAUCCUUUCUAAGGCUCCCAUAAGAGAUUGUGCAGAUACUGGAAACCUUGAGCGACAGACACAAAAUGGAGGAACUCAGCAGUUUGAGGCAGCAUCAGUGGAGGGGAAUAAACAGUCAGUAUUUCAGGUUGAUUAUUCAACAUAGAUGAUGCCUGACCACCUGAGUUCCUCCAGCAUUUUGUGAGUUGCUCAACUUAUACCUUUUUAGUUUCGACAGACGAUUCUAGUUACCCAAUAUAAUCCCCUUGAUAAUUUUGAAAACUGCACAGCCUAUCUAAUCGAUCAGAAACAGGUCAAGGACAGAGUAACAAGCCUGGUUGGUUCCCCAUUAACCACACACACCCUCUAUCAGUUACAGCAUCAUCUCCCAGAAACCUGGCCUCUUGCAGCUGGAAGGUUAAAGACAGAAAGCCCAAGGAAUCUCACUAGCCACAGGUUCCUGGUUCCAUGGUCAUCACAGGAACAAAGUCCUGGAUCUCCUCACCUAACACUAUGAAGGUGCCUUCACUAUAAUGUGGGCAAUGGCUCACCAUCACUCUGUCAAGAAUGGAUAUUAAAUUAUAUUCCAUGACAUGAGAUUCUGCAGAUGCUAGAAAUCCUGGGCAAAAACAAACACACACACACUCACUCACUCUGCUGGGGACUGGAGGCACUCAGCAAGUUGGCAGUAUCUAGGGAGAAGAAUAGACAUUUGACAUUUAUGGCCAGGACCUUUCAUCAGGACUGGAAAGGAAAGGGGCAGAAGGCAGAAUCCUGGGUCGAGAGUUUCUUGUGUUUAAAUGCCUUGGUGUUGGAUAUUCAUCUUCAUGUAAAUCUCUUCAUUGUGGUGUCCUGGCACCGUAUCCUUGGUAGACUUGUCCAGAGCAUGAGAAACACCUCAAGACCAUGUUGCCAAUCCCUUCAGAAAGACCUUUCUACCAAGAUUCAACAUUUCAAAUCUCUUGAGUCCAUGUGACUCUGCCCAAGGUGCUGGAAGAAUUAGUAAGGGUAUAUCUUCCAAAAUCUUCCUUGCAUGUAACACUUACAAUGUUACUAGAGUUCUAUCAGUGCUUAAGCGACUGGAAGUUGUUCCAAGGAGGCCAAGUGGAUUUGAAGGUAGGUGAGGUAAUUUCAACUGAUGUAGGUCAUCAUUUUCCAAUAUUCACACCAAAUGCCCACCAAAACCACUGUGAUGGCAUCAGUACAUCUGACCACCACAUACCCACCCUGUUGUUGUAAGGGGUCUAACAGGAUGGGGUGAGGAGAGAGGGCCAUACCUUCAGAGCAUUCAGAAAGGUCUGGGCUAAUUUUUUAAAAGAUUACUGCUAUUUGUCACACGUACAUCGAUGCAUAUAGUGAAAUGUGUCACUUGUGUUAACUACCAACGCAGUCCAGCGAUGUGCUGAGGAGAGCCCACAAAUGUUGCUAUGCCUCUAGUGUCAACAUAGUAUACCCAGUAGAACAGGAGCAACCCAUGCCCUGUUGUGGUUCCAGAAACGGGAGAUGGGACCUUAGAGCACUCAUCAUUUACAAAUCAUUAGCAGAAGUCGAACACCCUUCCUCCAGCAUUUCCUUCCGCAUCCACUGCCAUAAACUCUGGUGUUGUAUUAAAUGAAUGUGAUCAAAGCGUCACAGGAGCCGGUGUUGUACGUAUAUCUUAAACAUCGUUCAUCACUCUCAGCUGCUGGCAUUUUGUCACACAGAACAGGAUGUAACAUUGCCUCUGCAUUGGAGGCAUUGUAACUGGAUUUGACUUCCAGUUAUUGCAAGAUCGAUUUGACAAAGGACUGGAAGAAAUUACUGUUUAAAGAAUUCAGCAACACCACUUGUGAAGGUUUAACUUGAAUACCUCCAUGAGACUCAGCCCUGGCUUCCUGUUAUCUUUGAAUAUUUAAGUUUUGUGUGUUUUAAUGAUUUGUUCUCUGAGCUUCGGUGCUGUUGUAUUGUUGAAGAGGUGGCAGGAGAAAGGUGGGAGGGUGGAACGGAAGUGGGUGAACCCCAGGCCUACCUCAGGUCCCUGAUCUGAAUAGGCUGUGGAACAUCGUGUGGAAUUGUAAAGAGCACUUCCUUCCAUCGGUGAAGGCCUUCUGUGCCCUGUUGGUUCAGUUAUACGCAGGGCAAUAUUUGGGUUCACUUCAUAGGCAACGAGGAUCUCACUGGACCACUCUAGAGUCUGUUGGUCUGUUAAUCUAUCUGUCUGUUUCACCCCCCCCUUCUAUCACCCUUUCUUCCCUCUUUCUGUCUCUCUAGCUCUUUCCCUCUCUGUCUCUCUCUCUCUCUGUCCUCCUCUUCCCUCUUCUGCCUCUCUAUCUCUCUCUCUCUGUCCUCUUCCCUCUCCUUCCUCUCUAUAUCUGUCUCUCUCUCUCUCUCUCUUGCUCUCCCUCUCUAUCCCUCCCUGACACACUCUCUCUCUCCAAUGUCUUUGUGAUCUCUUGGGCUGUCUGACCGAUACAGUCACUGGGACUUUGCUCACUGAGAAUCCUUGGAUGGACAUGAAGUGAACAUCUUUGCUGAUCCUGCACCUAACAUUUCUACCACUUCCUUAGGUUGACUUCAUUGUAAAGGCUAGGGCACCCUGUUCACUACUAUCAGUGUCAACCAGAUGAGAAAAGGGACAAAUCAGUAGUGAUUUCCUGCUCUGCUGACCCCCUUCCCUGCAAUGAGGACAGUUGAAAGGAUGGCAAUCCAUUCAGCCAAAAUGCAUCACAUCACACACAAAUGCAUUGACUUGUGAUGGAGUGAUAGCAGAACGCUUUAUGUAUCCGAAGGACCUUAUGUACAUUGACACAGGUCCACCACACCUUGGAAACAAAGUUUAGGAGCUAAACUAAGAAGUUUAGCUCGUCUAACAUUUUGGAGUAAGAUACAGAUCCUUGCUCCAAAUCUGAGGCACUUUACUGAGAUUUUUCCAUUAUAUUUUCUUGUCACAUUUCAAAAUGAGAUCCCACUGUUCUCAAGAAGAUUACCUGCAAACAAGUUGCUGCAGAUUAUUUCUCUGUAUAAAGGAAUCUUGUGCAUAAUGUAAGAACUUAAUAGCUUACUGUAAUUGUGAGUUUCUUGUACAGUAUUUAUUGUCUGUGUUUAAUGCUUAAGAAAUAAGACUAAAUUGUUUUACAUGAUUGAAGGUGCACUACUGUGAGACAAUGUGUUUCUAAGGGACUUACGUUCAAUGUGAAAAGAAAGCAUCAUUUAUCAUCUAUUUUGUCUUUCAAUAAAAUCAUUAA